Messenger RNA from Miscanthus lutarioriparius, 1386 nucleotides. The record is from the annotation of a GenBank genome assembly. NCBI's taxonomy places the organism in Eukaryota, Viridiplantae, Streptophyta, Magnoliopsida, Poales, Poaceae.
AUGCCGUCGGCUUUGAGGGGGACGCCAGAUCUCGCAUCACCGGAUCUGGGAGAGAGGACCGAGGACUUUGAGACAGCUGCCGAAUCCCACCUCCUAUCCGACAUGUCACAGCUGCGUGUCGUCAGGCUGCAAGCUGUAGACGUGAGGGGCAGGUGCAAAGCGAAGAUGCGUGCUAGAAAGAACCACUCUGAUUGUACAGUGCCCAUGCUCGAUCAGAUCCAGGGUUCUCUAUGUGAUCCUAGUACGAGUUUAGUGACAUUUCAGAUCAGAAACUGCAGUGACAAUGUGAGCUCGCUUUCUGGUUCAGUGGUAAAUGGCCAGACAUACAUGAUACAGGAUCUAAUCAACAACUUGAGGAGGGGCGAAGAUGAGAGAGAUCUUGCACAUCCAGGGAGGACAAUGUGGGAACCAGAUCGGUGCCAAGUUCUGGGAGGUGGAUUCCAAGUAUGCCACUCCCUUGGUGGUGGUACUGGAUCUGGUAUGGGUACGCUGUUGAUCUCAAAGAUCAGGGAGGAGUACCCUGACCGCAUGAUGCUGACAUUCUCAGUUUUCCCCUCACCGAAAGUAUCUGAUACGGUGGUUGAGCCAUACAAUGCUACUCUUUCUGUUCACCAGUUGGUUGAGAAUGCUGAUGAGUGCAUGGUUCUAGACAAUGAGGCCCUCUACGACAUUUGCUUCAGGACUCUUAAGCUCACCACCCCUAGCUUUGGGGAUUUGAACCAUUUGAUCUCUGCAACCAUGAGUGGAGUCACCUGCUGCCUAAGGUUCCCUGGUCAGUUGAACUCUGACCUCAGGAAGCUGGCGGUGAACCUGAUCCCCUUCCCACGUCUCCACUUCUUCAUGGUUGGCUUCGCGCCGCUGACAUCCCGUGGCUCCCAGCAGUACCGGGCCCUCACUGUCCCCGAGCUCACACAGCAGAUGUGGGAUGCCAAGAACAUGAUGUGCGCUGCUGACCCUCGCCAUGGGCGUUACCUCACCGCCUCGGCCAUGUUCCGUGGGAAGAUGAGCACCAAGGAGGUCGACGAGCAGAUGAUCAACGUCCAGAACAAGAACUCAUCCUACUUCGUGGAGUGGAUCCCCAACAACGUGAAGUCCAGCGUGUGUGACAUCCCGCCGAGGGGCCUGUCCAUGGCGUCUACCUUCAUCGGCAACUCGACUUCCAUCCAGGAGAUGUUCCGGAGGGUGAGCGAGCAGUUCACUGCCAUGUUCAGGAGGAAGGCUUUCUUGCACUGGUACACGGGCGAGGGCAUGGACGAGAUGGAGUUCACCGAGGCUGAGAGCAACAUGAAUGACCUCGUGUCUGAGUACCAGCAGUACCAGGACGCGACUGCCGAUGACGAGGGCGAGUACGAGGACGAGGAGGAGGUGCAAGCCGAUGACAUGUGA